CGGAGCCCGGGACCGGAGUCAGACUUGCUUGGAUUCAACACUGCGAUCCCAACCAUGGGUUUGUCUGUAUCUACCCCUGAUGUUGCAGUUCAGACGUCAGAUCAUCAGACAGCAGCCCCGCCUUCGGGAUGCCCAAUGCAUGAAGGGAAAAUGAAAGGCGGUGCAGUGAGUGCCGAGCCAUCUGACCCAACCUGUGGGAGCAAAACGGACUCUGUGCCUGCGCACCAAGAACGCGCGUACGAGUACGUGCAGUGUCCCGUCACCGGCGCGAUGGCUGAGAAUAAGGAGAACCUAGAUCCUUCUAACCUGAUGCCACCACCUAAUCAGACGCCAGCCCCCGAUCAGCCGUUUGCACUAUCUACUGUGAGACAGGAGUCAUCUAUUCCGAGGGCAGAUUCAGAUAAAAAGUGGGUUUAUCCUUCCGAACAGAUGUUCUGGAAUGCGAUGUUAAGGAAAGGGUGGACAUGGAAGGAUGAGGAUAUUAGUCAGAAAGACAUGUAUAAUAUCAUUAGAAUUCACAACCAGAACAAUGAGCAGGCCUGGAAGGAAAUUUUGAAGUGGGAAGCCCUUCACGCUACGGAGUGUCCUUGUGGUCCAUCACUGAUCCGGUUUGGAGGGAAAGCGAAAGAGUAUUCACCAAGGGCGAGAAUUCGUUCCUGGAUGGGGUACGAGCUGCCUUUUGACAGGCACGACUGGAUCGUCAACCGUUGCGGGACAGAAGUCAGAUACGUCAUUGACUACUACGAUGGUGGCGAGGUCAACCACGACUACCAGUUCACCAUCUUGGACGUCCGGCCGGCUCUGGAUUCGCUCUCGGCCGUGUGGGACAGGGUGAAGGUCUCCUGGUGGCGCUGGACUUCCUAACCACUGCUUUGUCAGACAUGGGAAUAUAUAAACUAUUUUUUUUUUCUGAGCAAUACAUUAAACUACUUUCCCCAAACUGAAUUGCACUCCUGAUAUAAUGGGAGUGUCAAGGGGGUCAUCACACCUUACAUGUCACUUAGCAGAGGGCACUCUGCACGUGCUCUUCUGAGCUCUGUUUCCACCUUGCAGUUGAUACUGCAUCAUUUUAAGUCGUCUUCCCAUUUAGAGAAGUGGGAAGCACUCCCUGUAGCAUUGCCUGUGUAUUUAAUCUAGAAAAGUCUGAACAACCUCCGAGAAAGACCUUUGCUUAAAAUAUGAAGAGAGCUGCUUUUUUCCUCCCUGUUUUCUCUUACAUACUGACACGUAGAUCUGAAAGCCCACGGGAUGCUCAGGAGCUCUGACCUGGUCCACUGUUUCAAUUAAAAGUGUUCUGUUACGCUUUUUAAAAAGUCACCAACAUUUCUAAAGUCCCUGCGAUACAGUAGUGACCCCUGAAGGAAAUGCAGUCACACACUGGAAAUGCGCUCAGCCAGACUGAAGUGUGUCUGGCUCUGCACAUUUUCGCUUAUGUGACUUUUUCACACUGGACCUUGAUCUAGAAUAAUUUCAGCUCCCCCAUGACUUGAUGAUGCACGUGCAUUGGAGUAUAUGUUUUAACUUUUUAAAUAUUUUUGUUUUAAUUCCAAUUGUUCUGAUAUGUAACUCUGCCCGCCCCCCGCAAGCGGGCCUCACUGUACUGGCAUUUGACAACUUAAUCCCACCCUUGAGUCCCAUUCCUUCCCCUGCCUGAAGCCCUUCUCUGCUUGGCCUCAUCUGAACCAUGAAGGUCUGGCUGAAGUCGCAGUGCUGGGGACAGUCCCACUCUAAAACACGAUUAUAUUUUGUCCACUGUUGUUAGAAUUCACAAGGAGAAUGUUUUUCCCAGAUGUAGAAUGGUUGCACCAACUCACUGUCUCCGUUCACAUUUGUUUUUUUAAGGGAGCUCUAAGUUUGCCAUUGAAAUUCUUUAUACCAGUAAUCCAUACACUGGUUGUUCAACUUACAGCAGCAUGUUACAGAUGACUGUUGGUGGUGGUUUGGGGUUUUUUUUUAAAGUGUUAAUAAUAUGAACUCCUUUCAUUUGAGUGCUGUAGUGUUAAAUUAGUAGAUGGACUUAGCAGUUUGGAGUGAUCCAUUUGGUAUGAAUUUCAUUUGUCUCUUUUGUGUGGAGUUUUAAAAAUCCAACAACCCUAAACUCUUCUACAUUUCAAAAUACUUGUGUGUUUUCAAAGAUAAUAAAGCUGAUAGUUAACAGGUUUUGAAAAUC
Lagenorhynchus albirostris (white-beaked dolphin) is the source of this 2170-nucleotide messenger RNA. RefSeq names its product holocytochrome c-type synthase. The coding region runs from base 55 to 864 and encodes 269 amino acids. NCBI's taxonomy places the organism in Eukaryota, Metazoa, Chordata, Mammalia, Artiodactyla, Delphinidae. The transcript is spliced from 7 exons. The record is from RefSeq and is a predicted model, not a curated record. Gene Ontology annotation, biological process: cytochrome c-heme linkage. Gene Ontology annotation, cellular component: mitochondrion. Gene Ontology annotation, molecular function: holocytochrome-c synthase activity.